Messenger RNA from Beta vulgaris subsp. vulgaris (sugar beet), 966 nucleotides. RefSeq lists its product as uncharacterized. Bases 1 to 966 code for a protein of 321 amino acids. The transcript has 4 exons. Lineage: Eukaryota; Viridiplantae; Streptophyta; Magnoliopsida; Caryophyllales; Amaranthaceae. The record is from RefSeq and is a predicted model, not a curated record.
AUGGCGGAUAAGAUUGUGAUCGAGAGUGCUGCUACAGCUAUGAACAAUAUCAAUAUGCUUGAGAAGAAGAAGGAGGAUCAUAUUCGUGUCAAGUUUGUUAAUCAGAUGAAUGCCAUCAGCAAUAAACUUGACAAUAUGCAGCUCUCCUCUCCUGCAAGUGUUGCUGCUUUGGGUGAUGGCAGUAUAUGGAGCGAUGAAGUAGAUGCUAUUGAGAGGAUGCUAGCAAGUGAAGAAUCUGACUUCUUGGAUGCCAACAGCCAACUUUCCAAACUUCUAGUUGUUCUGAAAAAUCACAAGAAGGCUAUAGGGUACAGUAUUGAUGAUUUGAAGGGUAUUAGCCCCGAUUUUUGUAUGCACAGGAUACACCUCGAGGAUGACCAUAAGCCAUGCAUUCAACCACAAAGGAGAUUGAACCCAAACAUGCAGGAAGUGGUCAAGAAAGAGGUGAUGAAACUACUCGAUGCAGGUAUUAUCUACCCUAUUGCUGACUCUAAGUGGGUAAGUCCUGUCCAAGUAGUACCGAAAAAAGGUGGCAUGACUGUUGUGAAAAAUGAAAAGAAUGAGUUAAUCCCUACUAGAACUGUGACUGGAUGGCGUAUGUGUAUAGACUAUAGGAGACUCAACAUGGCCACUAAAAAGGACCACUUCCCUCUACCUUUUAUUGACCAAAUGCUUGAACGGUUGGCUUGUCAUAAAUACUUUUGCUAUUUGGAUGGGUAUUCAGGUUUCUUCCAAAUUCCCAUUCAUCCUGAUGAUCAAGAAAAGACCACAUUCACAUGCCCUUAUGGCACUUUUGCAUAUCGUAGAAUGCCCUUUGGUUUGUGUAAUGCCCCUGCCACCUUUCAACGCUGCAUGAUGAGUAUCUUUUCUGAGUUCAUCGAGUCUAUCAUGGAAGUCUUUAUGGAUGAUUUUAGUGUGUAUGGUUCCACGUUCGAUACAUGCUUAGUUAACUCACUAAAGUCCUGA